AUGCAGAAGAGCUCUAUCUUUGAAAAGGAAAUAAUCAAAAAGCAUGAAUCAGAGAACAUAGUUCUGGAGCAAGUUUUUGCCACAGCAUACUUUCAAAUGAAGUCGUUUAUUGCAAAUCAGCAUUUUAUUCCAUUGUUGACACACAUACAAACGACAUUUGGUGUUGAGAACUUGAAGUACUUCGACUACAAUUCUAAAGGUUCGCACCAAGAAAUAUUUCAAACUUUAGGACAGGCCUUGAAAAACGAUGUAAUUAAUAAGGUGAAAUCUGCUGGUGCUUAUGGUGUGCUUACUGAUGAGGUGUCAGAUAUAUCCGUAACUGAAAAUUUGGUCACCUUUAUCCAGUUUUUUUCCAGAGAAUCAGGCAGCAUUGCGACGCAGUUCUUGGCGUGUCACAACUUACUGGCCAACUUUGACUCUCCUAAUGCGGAGGCAAUCACCUCUGUGAUUGUAAAUGAACUUGAAGGUCAUGGAUUGUCGAUGGAAAAGUUUACCGGCUUCACAUCGGACGGUGCUUCAGUUAUGAUGGGAAAAAGAACAGGAGUUGCUGCCAGACUCAAAGAAAUAAAUCCAGUACUGCUCAAUGUCCAUUGCAUAUGUCACAGGUUAGCCCUAGCAUGUACGGACAGUAACACUGACUUAAAGUACAUCAGUACUGUGGAAACUGUUCUCAGACAGGUAUGGCAGUUUCUUGACAAUUCCCCAAAGAGAAUGGCCACAUAUCUUAAAAUACAGGCCAGACUAAAAGCAAUCCACUUUGAAGGUAAGGCUUUCAAAAAAAAAUCAAAGCGUUUGAAGAAGGCUGUAAGCACAAGGUGGUUGAGUUUCGAGGCUGCAAUCAAAGCUGUCUUUGAGGACUACGAGUCAGUGCUGCAGACAUUAGCUUUCUUCAAGGAUACUGACGCAGUUGCCUCUGGUUUGUUUGGAAAGAUGAAGAAUCUGAAAUUCCUUGGGGUAGUGUACAUCUUGAACGACAUCCUCCCAAUCCUUGCCAACCUGUCCAAAGAUUUCCAAACUGGAUCUAUUACCUUCGCAACCAUUGUGCCAUCCAUAAAUCGCACAAAAGAUAAGUUAAAAGAUCUUUUAGAGGACAAUGCACCGAUAGAAAGACUGUCUUAA
This is a messenger RNA of Dreissena polymorpha, 1119 nucleotides long. Its product is annotated as E3 SUMO-protein ligase KIAA1586-like. The coding region runs from base 1 to 1119 and encodes 372 amino acids. The record is from RefSeq and is a predicted model, not a curated record. Lineage: Eukaryota; Metazoa; Mollusca; Bivalvia; Myida; Dreissenidae. The transcript has a single exon.